Messenger RNA from Fusarium musae, 1068 nucleotides. RefSeq lists its product as uncharacterized. The record is from RefSeq and is a predicted model, not a curated record. The transcript has a single exon. Gene Ontology annotation, molecular function: sequence-specific DNA binding; DNA-binding transcription factor activity, RNA polymerase II-specific; zinc ion binding. Bases 1 to 1068 code for a protein of 355 amino acids. Gene Ontology annotation, biological process: DNA-templated transcription; positive regulation of transcription by RNA polymerase II. Lineage: Eukaryota; Fungi; Ascomycota; Sordariomycetes; Hypocreales; Nectriaceae.
AUGGACCCUGAGCUACUAGACGACCAGAGACGACUUUGGCAUUGCACCUACUACUUCGAUCGUAUGCUUGCUAUUACCCUUGGCCGCCCAUUUGGGAUAAUUGAUGAGAGUACACGUGUCCAAAUUCCGAAUCCCUGGACUGGAUCGCGCAAAGACCUGACACAGCCAGUCGUUGACUUCGAUCUCCACAUGCGGAGAGCACAUAAUCAUCUCUUCUCGUUGAUGCGGCUUGAAUCUGAGAUCAAGCACGUUCACCACACUCAGACCUGGUCUUCUGCCAGACUGGCGGCGCCUCGGCCUAAUUGGAAAGCCUGGCUACAAGGCGUACAGCCGCGCCUCCAAGAGUGGCAGGCAACUAUCCCUGAUCCGAAGAAGGCGCACCCUUCGUCUAUCUUCCGCUGUGAUGCCUACUGGGACGUCAUGUACUACAAUGCCGUUCUGUUACUCUAUCGCCCUCACUCGUCCGGCGCGCAUGUAUCAAGCGAGGAGUUGCUCGUUUGCUUUGAGGCUUCAACCAAAGUAAUUGCUGGCCUCAAGAUCCUGCAACAAGAAGGGAGGGUCGAGAUGCUCUGGAAGUCAGUUCACCAACUUUUUUUGGCAGGCCUCGGAGUCAUCUAUGGUAUUUGGCGCUCAGGCGAUGUAUUGGCUCACCAUUCCAUCGGCACAUGCAUUGCAACACUGCAAUCAUGUGGCUCGACUCUAUCGGCAAUGUCGGAAACCUUCAAAGGCGCCAGUGGAUGCAGGAAUGCUUUCGACGUACUGUCAUCCACAACAAUCAACUGGCUUGUUACCAAAGAUGCCGAGGACACGAGGCAAAGCCGAUUGGAAUUUGAGAGCCACGUCAAGGACCUACCGGAACACUUACGACUCCCUCGGGAGGAGACUCUACUAGCUGAGGACCGCGGCAUGGAUAAUAUGCUGGAUAUUCUGUCCAUGAACCAUUUCGAUCUCAGCGAGCUCUUGAACAAUGCCGCGCAGUGGCCAGGGCCUGAUGAGUUGGAUUAUAUUAUGAGUGAUUACCCCGACGCUGGAUUUGAACUCGAUGUUGCUAUAGCUGGUAAUUUAUAA